Trichomycterus rosablanca is the source of this 6400-nucleotide messenger RNA. It is a transcript of the gene dnmt1, whose product is annotated as DNA (cytosine-5-)-methyltransferase 1. Gene Ontology annotation, cellular component: nucleus. Bases 49 to 4551 code for a protein of 1500 amino acids. Gene Ontology annotation, biological process: negative regulation of gene expression via chromosomal CpG island methylation. Gene Ontology annotation, molecular function: chromatin binding; DNA (cytosine-5-)-methyltransferase activity; zinc ion binding. NCBI's taxonomy places the organism in Eukaryota, Metazoa, Chordata, Actinopteri, Siluriformes, Trichomycteridae. The transcript is spliced from 34 exons. The record is from RefSeq and is a predicted model, not a curated record.
ACUGCUUUUAGCUUGCUAUUUUACCUGCUCGCAUCAUCCGCGAUUAAAAUGCCUUCCCGGACCUCGUUGUGUUUGCCGGAGGAUGUGAAGGAACGAUUGCAGGUCCUGGACAGUGGUGAUGACAGCCUUUCAGAUGAGGAAUGUGUCAAAGAAAAGCUCAGGUUGGUGCAAGACUUCCUGCGUUCUGACACUCAGGACCAACUCAAAAGUCUGGAGGCCAAGCUGAAAAACUCUGAACUUACCACGGAGGUGUACACAUCAGAAGUAAAGGCUGUGCUCAAAAAAGCUCUGGGUUUAGACAAAAAUGGUGUGGAGCAGAAUGGGCAUUCAAAUGGCUGCUCUGAAAAUGGAUCCCAUGAAGAUGAUGGUGAAAAGAAAGGAGCCAUGGAGACACAGGAGGAAGGGGAAAUAAAAUCCCCCAGUACAGCAAAGGGCAAAGGUGGCCGACGCAGUAAAGCAGACAAUGAACCCAAAAAAUCUCCUGCUGGUCCUAGAGUCACACGCAACUCUGGCAAACAACAAACGAUCAUGUCCAUGUUCUCUAGAGUGCCCAAGCGCAAGUCUGAUGAGGUUAUUGGAGAGACGGCAAAUGGAGACGCUGAGGUUAAGACAGAAGAGGUUGAUGUAGAGGAGGUUCGUGAAGAAAAGCGUCUCAAAACUGAAUCAGAUGAACCUUCUACUGAAAAUUCAAAUGCUGAGAAGACCAAGCCUGUGGGCACAGUCAAGGCUCCUCCUCCCAAGUGUCCUGACUGCAGGCAGUAUCUGGAUGACUCUGACCUCAAGUUUUUCCAGGGAGAUCCUGAUGUUGCGCUUGAAGAACCAGAGAUGUUGACUGAUGAACGUCUUUCCUUGUUUGACUCAAAUGAAGAUGGGUUUGAAAGCUACGAAGACCUGCCUCAACAUAAGAUUACAAACUUCAGUGUGUAUGACAAGCAUGGCCAUCUCUGCCCUUUUGACUCGGGACUUAUUGAAAAGAAUGUCGAAUUGUACUUCAGUUGUGUUGUAAAGCCCAUCUAUGAUGACAACCCGUGCUUGGAUGGUGGAGUCCCUGCCAAAAAGCUGGGACCUGUCAAUGCCUGGUGGAUCACUGGCUUUGAUGGGGGUGAGAAGGCUCUUAUUGGCUUCACCACAGCCUUUGCUGACUACAUCCUAAUGGAGCCGAGUGAGGAGUACUCACUCAUCUUUGCCCUGAUGCAGGAGAAAAUCUACAUGAGUAAGAUUGUGGUGGAGUUCCUUCAGAAGAACCCAGAUGCUACCUAUGAGGACCUUCUUAACAAAAUUGAGACCACAGUGCCCCCGGCUGGGCUGAACUUCAAUCGCUUCACUGAAGACACACUGCUGCGCCAUGCACAGUUUGUGGUGGAGCAGGUGGAAAGCUAUGAUGAGGCUGGAGACUCUGAUGAACAACCCAUAAUUGUUACACCAUGCAUGAGAGACCUGAUAAAACUGGCUGGUGUAACCCUGGGCAAGAGGCGUGCUGCCAGAAGACAGACUGUUCGUCAUCCUACAAAAAUCGAAAAAGAUAUCAUGGGGCCAACAAAAGCUACCACCACUAAGCUGGUGUAUCAGAUAUUUGAUGCCUUUUUUGAAGAGCAGAUUGAUCAGAACAAUAAGGAUGGUGGAGUUAAGAGGCAGCGCUGUGGUGUCUGUGAGGUGUGCCAAGCUUCAGACUGUGGCAAGUGUUCCUCUUGUAAAGACAUGAUUAAAUUUGGAGGCAGUGGUCGCAGCAAGCAGGCCUGUCAGAAGAGGAGAUGUCCCAACAUGGCAGUGAAAGAGGCAGAGGAGGAUGAGAAUGUUGAGGAGGACGAUAUUGCACCACUUUUUAAAAAUGCUCCAAAGAUGUCGCAGGCUAAGAAGAAGCAGACCAAGAAUAAGGUCGCCUGGGUGGGAGAGCCAAUUACAACUGAAGGAAAACGGAAGUACUACAUGAAGGUACGUGUAGAGGAUGAGGUGUUGGAGGUUGGAGACUAUGUGUCUGUAAGCCCAGAUGACCCCUCCCAUCCACUCUAUCUUGCCAGGAUUACUGCUUUGUGGGAGGAUGAUGAAAAGAUGUUUCAUGCACACUGGUUUUGCCGUGGCACAGACACCGUUCUGGGCGAGUCCUCUGAUCCUUUGGAGCUCUUCCUUGUGGAUGAGUGUGAGGACAUGCAGCUGAGCUUUGUGCAUGGCAAAGUGAAUGUGAUGUAUAAGACUCCUUCUGAAAACUGGUUCAUGGAGGGUGGCUUAAUUGAUGAAAUCAAGGUUAUUGAUGAUGAUGGCGGCAAAAGCUUCUUUUAUCAACUGUGGUACGAUGGAGACUUUGCUCGGUUUGAGACGCCUCCCGAGGUUGUAUCAGAGGAAGACUCUAAAUACAAGUUUUGUGCCAGCUGCACCAGGAAUAAAGAGGUACAGGAGCAGGAGACUCCUCGUGUCUCUGAUCCCCUUGAGGAUGAGGAGCAUGAUGCGAAAGUGUUGUAUUCCUUGGCCUGCCUGAAGGGUGAACAGUACAAGGUUGGAGAUGGUGUUUACUUGCCACCUGAGGAAUUUACCUUUGGGAUAAAGGCAGCAAGCCCGGUAAAGCGUUCUCACAGGAAAGAGGAUGUAGAUGAAGACCUGUAUCCAGAGUACUACAGGAAGUCCUCAGAUUACAUCAAGGGCUCCAAUCUAGAUGCUCCUAGGCCUUUCCUUGUUGGUCGCAUUAAGGAGAUCUUCUGCAACAAGCGCAGCAAUGGAAAGCCAGACACUUCAGAGGUUAAGCUGCGCCUUUACAAAUUGUACAGACCUGAGAACACUCACAAAGGAGCAAAAGCAGGCUACCAUACUGAUAUAAACCAACUGUACUGGAGUGAUGAACAGGUUACUGUGAACAUGAAAGAAGUGCUUGGUCGCUGUCAGAUAGAGUAUGGUGAGGACCUGGUGGAGAGUGUUCAGGAGUACUCGACUGGUGGACCUGAUCGGUUCUACUUCCUAGAGGCCUACAAUUACAAAUCCAAGAGCUUUGAAGACCCACCAAACCAUGCACGCUCGGUGGUAAACAAGGGCAAAGGAAAAGGCAAGGGAAAAGGUAAGGGGAAAGGUAAAGCUACAGCACAGGAUAUGCAGGAACCCGAGGUUCAGGAUAUUAAGGGCUCUAAACUGCGAACGCUGGAUGUGUUCUCUGGAUGUGGUGGUUUAUCUGAAGGUUUCCACCAAGCAGGCAUCUCUGAGACCAACUGGGCCAUUGAGAUGUGGGAUCCUGCAGCGCAGGCAUUCAGGCUGAACAACCCUGGUACCACAGUGUUCACAGAGGACUGCAAUGUGCUGCUAAAGCUGGUGAUGUCUGGAGAGAAGACCAACUCCCUCGGCCAGAAACUGCCACAGAAGGGUGACGUGGAGAUGCUGUGUGGAGGGCCACCUUGUCAAGGCUUUAGUGGAAUGAACCGCUUCAAUUCUCGCACCUACUCAAAAUUUAAAAACUCCCUGGUUGUCUCUUAUCUGAGUUACUGUGACUACUACAGGCCAAAGUUCUUCCUGCUGGAAAACGUCAGAAACUUUGUGUCCUUCAAGCGCUCUAUGGUCUUAAAGCUCACUCUGCGCUGCCUGGUGCGCAUGGGUUACCAGUGCACAUUUGGUGUGCUUCAAGCAGGCCAGUAUGGUGUAGCUCAGACCCGCCGCAGAGCGAUUAUCCUGGCUGCUGCACCGGGUGAGAAGCUUCCACGCUACCCUGAGCCAUUGCACGUCUUUGCUCCACGAGCAUGCUCCCUCAAUGUAGUGGUUGAUGACAAAAGAUACGUCACUAACGUUACCAGAGGGAAUGGUGGUAUCUACCGCACCAUUACAGUGCGGGACACAAUGUCUGACCUCCCAGAAAUCCGGAAUGGGGCUUCUGCCUUGGAGAUUUCCUACAAUGGAGAGCCACAGUCCUGGUUUCAGAGACACAUCAGGGGUGCCCAGUACCAGCCCAUCCUCAAAGACCAUAUCUGCAAGGACAUGAGCGCUCUGGUGGAAGCGCGUAUGCGCCAUAUUCCUCUGGCUCCAGGUUCUGACUGGAGAGACCUACCCAGUAUUGAGGUUCGAUUGCGAGAUGGAACCACCACUAAAAAGCUUCGAUACUCUCACUCUGACAAAAAGAAUGGCCGCAGUGGCACUGGGGCACUGAGGGGAGUGUGUUCCUGUGCAGAAGGCAAGCAGUGUGAUCCAGCAGACAGGCAGUUCAACACCCUCAUCCCAUGGUGUUUGCCUCACACGGGUAACCGUCAUAACCACUGGGCCGGACUUUACGGCAGGCUGGAGUGGGACGGCUUUUUCAGCACCACAGUAACUAACCCUGAGCCCAUGGGCAAGCAGGGACGCGUUUUACAUCCAGAGCAGCAUCGUGUGGUCAGCGUUAGGGAGUGUGCUCGUUCACAAGGUUUUCCUGAUACCUACCGCUUCUUUGGAAACAUUUUGGAUAAACACAGACAGGUUGGAAAUGCAGUGCCUCCACCUCUUUCUAAAGCCAUUGGACUUCAAAUCAAGAAAUGUGUACUUGAGAAGAUGAAGGAGAAUGCAACGGAGCCUGUGAAACAGGAGAAAAUGGAGCUGUGUGAUUAAAGCGUCUGCUUGCGUUUCUGAAUUCAACAUGGGACUUUUCUCCCAUUUAUUCCAUUGUCUCUUGCUGAUAUUGAGCCACUCGAGUGGCAUCUUUGGACAGUCUGUGCAGUGCCAUCACCAGUAAUGUUUUAUCAUUUUCUAUGUGAUUUUAAAUUGUGUAUUUACAAUCUCCACUCUGGUGGUAUAAAUUCUAUGUAGUUUUUAUAUGUUGUAAUUUCAAAUAAAGCUCUUAAUCCCAGUGAGGGGAUUUCCCCCUGAACAUGAGUAAAAGUAAGACUGUUUCUCCUCCCCAAAUAAUAACAACUUGUUGGCAGGGGUGACUGGUCUUGACAAACAGCCAGUUUCAAGUACAAUGUGUAAUUUGUGAAAAUGACAUCUUCAUUUUUACUAUCCUGGUCAGGGUCCCAUUGGUUUAGGUGCAACGCUUCAAGAUGUAUGCUUGCCUUGCACAAUUAAUUGGAGAAAUAUGUGUAUUCCUUCACACCUAGGGCUAAUUUAAAGCAGGCAGUCCAUCUUUUGUGUGUUUAGAGGGUGGGGGAAGUACCUGAAGAGGUGUACAGACGUGAGGAACGUCUAAACAGACUGGUUUAAAUUCCUGCCCCUAGUUACAGUUCUCAAUGUUUCAACCCAGAAUCGACAGUGACACUCUACGAGCUGCUGUAGACUUGCCAUAUACAAAUAAAUGUGUUUUUACAGUACUAGCAGUACUUUUGUGAAAACGGUAGCUUUACUUUACAUACUAUGUUCAUUUCAAUAUCAUUUGCACAUAUCAGAGGUGUGUGUGCCAGCUGGUUCCUCUUCUCAACCAGUGAGGGGUUCUGUGCAGCUAACCGGCACAUGGCACUUCUGGGGAAUUAAACCUUAGAUCCAAGUUUUCAUUUCCAGAAUUCUAUAACUUUUUGACAACAGUUUGGGGAAGGCCUUUUUCUCAGUGCUGAUUCUAGUGUAGCACCUUCAGGGUGAUUUGGAACUUCGAUUGGGAACCAAUGCUCUUUGGAAAUAAUGGGCAAAAAUUUACACCCCCUGUAAAUUUGUACAUUUGCCAGUGUGUAAGCAGGAUUGCUUAAUAUUUACUUAGCUCAGAGGUUAAGGUACUUGAUUAGUAAUCAGAAGGUUGUGGAUUUAAGCCCCACAAUGCCAAGUUGCCCCUGUUGGGGCCCCUAAGCAAGGCCCUAACCACAAUUGCUCAAAUUGUGUUCAGUCAUUUAGGGCAGUGGUAGUUCUAGUUAAGAUACUGGACUAAUAAUCUGAAGGUUUCUGGUUUAAGGCCCACCACUGCCAGCUGGCUACUGUUGGGCCCCUGAGCAAGGUCCUUAACCCUAAAUUGCUUAAAUUGUAUUCAGUCAUUGUAUUUAAAUUUUGAUAAGUGUCUGCUAAAUGCCACAAAUGUAAAUAUGAGAUGAGUCACAAUGAUGCAGCUCUUGGAUUAAUGUUCAUGACAGCACAAUCAGAAAAUGACUGAGCAUGUAUGGCUUACAUAGAAAGUUGAGAAUAACUUGGGUUUGCAAAACUGCUUCUGAACAAACCACUAAAGUUGUGAAACAAUGCAUGAGAUUAUAAGACAAGUGCAUAAUGACAUUUGCAUCACACCCCACUCAUGUAAUCAUGCAACCUCAGCCACCAGUCUCGCUCGCCUUGAUCCUCCACCCAGAAGACAUGCAUCAAGGCUCUUUUCUGUACUAGCACCCAAGUGGUGGAACGAACUUUCUCUGUCUGAACAUCUGAGUCUCUCAAUGUCUUUAAAUGACCUCUUUACCAAGAACGUAAGCUGAGAACUAACACGUACUUUCUAACACUCAUUCAUUUUAUUUCCUAUAAUAAAAAAAAAUGUGUCAACAGAGUUUCAGCA